Molecule: messenger RNA, 1354 nt
Organism: Bolinopsis microptera
Lineage: Eukaryota; Metazoa; Ctenophora; Tentaculata; Lobata; Bolinopsidae
Exons: 5
Coding region: 163-1191 (342 amino acids)
Source: RefSeq, a predicted model, not a curated record
AGUAAACAAAUGUGCCUGACUUCCCCACGAGAUUCCACAUCUAUAGACUUCACGAAGAUCAAUCCCCUCAGCUCCUUUUAGCAUUUCUUGAUAAUGUUCUCGAUAUUUUAACUUCCUCUGUAAGUAAUUCUAUCGGAUUCCGUCAGUAUUCACAUCUGGUCCAUGUCAGUGAAUAUUACAUCUCUCCUACCAAUCCUGGUGGUGAUUUUGACUCUCUACCAUCCAGUCUCCAGUUUCACAACUUGUACAAACUAUUUUAACGGGGUAGAGGAUACCAGAGAGUGUGUAUAUGCCUGCUGUUUUGACGGUGGUAGCUUCUCUAUAAAUCUGAAAGAUACGGAGGUUUGCUCUGAUGAAAACCAGAAAUGUCUCUAUGAUAAACCUACAAUUCCUACCAGCUGUCCGAUAAGAAUAAACAAAGAGUUGGAAAUGUUUGGUUGUGGUGUUGGCGUUGCUUGCUGUUAUCCACUGAACGGACCAGUGCCAGAGUUUAAACACCGAAUUCCAAGCAAGAAUGCUGUUUGUAGCACUACAGACGGCAACUGUAUAAAGUACGGACCAGAUGGUUUUGACAUAUGGGGUCUGAUCGAUCUAAAGAAGGAUAAAGAUGACUAUCUGACUACGGAAGAUGUCUACUGCUACGAGAACUGCAUGUCCGAUAUUAACUCUAGUUUUGACGGCCUUGAAAUCGGAGAUCUCUCCGGCCUCAAUUGGCCAUCAUGCUCAAACGAAACCGUCGGCUCAUGCUCAGCUACUACUGAAGAAGUAUGCCUUUUUCUCGACAUAAGCUCCAAAGCAGACAUGACUGUCCCAACACCACAAGGAUUGAUCAGUCAGCCGGGUGACCUUGGCAUCAGAGCCUUUUACUGCGGCACAUUAGAGGAUGAUAUCAAACCAGAAAACAAGUGCAAUAGUGUCAAGGAACAGUUUACCAGUCUGUCUGAUACACUCUACGCUGUUUCCACGAUUGAGUUAAAAAACUUCCAAACAGAUUGUGGCAAGUUGGACGUGUGUAAAGAGAAUUGUGUGUCUGAGAAGCACAGACCAAAGAAAGACAAAAGAGGACUGGCAUGGUGGGUAAUAUUGUUAAUAGUUCUCUCUCUCCUUCUGUUGAUAGUUAUUAUUACAGCAUUGGUUAUUCUUCUGGUUAAGCUUUGCAAAAUAAAGCGCAGUCAAUCCUAUAGACGAUGAAGCCGGCAUUUUCAGUAGAGUCGGAUUACCCUUUAUGAUUCACCCUUUUUGAAAAUCAAAACGAACCAGAACUAUACUCUGAGUCUGAUAUUUUUUAAAUACUGAGAUUCUUUUCCGGAAGUUCAAUGAUUUAUUUUUAUUUUUUAAAUUAAUUUAAAAAAUU